Molecule: messenger RNA, 1127 nt
Organism: Ruditapes philippinarum (Manila clam)
Lineage: Eukaryota; Metazoa; Mollusca; Bivalvia; Venerida; Veneridae
Exons: 2
Coding region: 186-1127 (313 amino acids)
Source: RefSeq, a predicted model, not a curated record
AAGUUUUGUGUGGAUUGUGGUCGUAUUUCUGUUCUAAAUGUCUUCAACAUCACAAUAAAUUUCCAGCACUAAGAUCACACCAGAUAUUAGACAAAUCAGAUAAAAUCAAAUCAGAUGGAAAUAUUGAAACAGGACCCGGAUUACCAACAGAAAGGUGCGCAAUUCAUCAUGGCAAGUUAGUGGACAUGUUUUGUAAAGACCAUGAUGAAGUGUGUUGUGCAGCAUGUAUAGCUAUAAAACACAGGUCAUGUAUCAAUGUUGAUUAUCUACCCGACGUUGCCCAGGGUAUAAACAACAGUGCUGAGUAUGAAAAAACUAAAUCAUCACUCGAGAAUGUUCUCGUCGAAUUAAGAGGUGUGAUAGAAGCUAAAACAGAUAAUCUCAAAAUACUUCAAGAGGAAAAGGAGCAAUUAUUGGAAGAGAUAGAAAACUUGAAAACGGAAAUUCUAAUGAAGGUUGAAGAGCUGGUAGAAACUUCGAAACAACAAGUAUCAUUGAAGUAUGGAGAAGUAAAGAAACAUAUCCAGUCAGAUCUAGACGCUUUAAAUACUAUUUUAACAACGACAACAACAGAUCUCCGGAAACUGUCAGAAAAAAAUGAAUCCCAGUUGUUUGUAAAUCUCAAAGCAAGUAAAGUUUCUAUCAGGGAUUGUAAAACUUUUUUGAGUGACUUAUCUACAGGUAAAGUAAAUGAGAAGAUGGGAUUGGCGGCCAAUAACAGUCUGAAAGGUAAAUUGAAUGACAUCGAGAGUUUGGUCUCUGAUGCAAAUUUCUUAUGCGGGCGUUACAUUGAUGUGAAGGAAUAUAAAGCAACACCAUCUGGGAAAUACAAGAUCGAUCCGGAACAUUGUGUGGUAACUGGUAUAUGUGCGAUGGAUGGUGGUUAUUUUGUCAUUGCUGAUUACACACAUUCAAAACUGAAGCGAAUGAAUAAAAAAUUCACGGCGACAGAUUUUGUUGAAGUAUGUGGACAUCCAUACUCAGUAUGUAGAGUAGGACAAAACGAGGUUGCAACGUACAUAAAUUGUAAAGUUCAGAUACAGCUUUUUUCGCUCGGAAACACUAUGCAGUUGACAUCGACAAUAAAUAUCAGCAAGUGUAAUAAUCCUGUUGGUGUUUGUUUAUGA